This is a messenger RNA of Onychostoma macrolepis, 2470 nucleotides long. RefSeq names its product ankyrin repeat domain 55 (gene ankrd55). Gene Ontology annotation, molecular function: protein binding. Lineage: Eukaryota; Metazoa; Chordata; Actinopteri; Cypriniformes; Cyprinidae. The coding region runs from base 291 to 2249 and encodes 652 amino acids. The record is from RefSeq and is a predicted model, not a curated record. The transcript has 11 exons.
AUGCUGUCAGCAGGCAGUGAAGUGCAGCUUCUGCACAUGCUCAGUGUGUUUCCCAUCGCAUCACGCACAAUCACACAGAGCAGCCCCUCCACCUGCCUCCUCCUCCUCCUCCUCCUCCAGGAACUGAUGCUCACGCGUCCGCGACGCCUGCCGCGUCUCUCUCAGCGUCUGCCGCGCUCCCGUUCUUUCUCCGUUCCACGCGCGAGCGCGCUGAGUCGCAGUCAGGAGCGGAGGCGACAUCAUGUCGUGGGCACCAGAGGGAUUUCUCUAAAGGCUGCAUCCGAUCUGCUAUGGAGUUCAACUCUUCAUCUGUGUUUGAGCAGCAUAAAGAGGCUGCUGAGGAGGUUGAUCUGAAUGUGGUGUACCAGGCAGCAGCAAACGGAGAUGUGAACACGCUGACCGCCACGAUACGAGAGGACCCGUCCAUCCUCGAGUGCUGCGAUAGUGAAGGCUCCACGCCGCUGAUGCAUGCUGUGUCUGGGAGGCAGGUGGAUACGGUCAAACUGCUGCUGAAGAUGGGAGCCUCUAUAAAUACACAAGAUGCCUGUGGACGGACGUCCCUCUCUCUAGCGACAUACCUGGGCUGGCUGGAAGGCUGUGUGUGUUUGCUUCGCAACGGGGCGAAACAGAACAUUCCCGAUAAGAACGGACGCUUGCCAAUUCAUGCUGCUACUGCUGAAACUGACUUCAGGCUCAUGGCCGUGCUGCUACAGCAGUCGACACUGUGUGAAAUCAACCAUCAAGACAAUGAGGGAAUGACGGCUCUUCACUGGGCUUCUUUCCACAACCGUCCAGAGCAUGUGCAGGCCCUGCUGCAGAAGGGAGCCGACCCCACGCUUGUGGACAAAGACUUUAAAACAGCUCUUCACUGGGCUGUGCAGAGCGGCAGCCGGUUAAUGUGUUCUCUCAUUCUUGACCAUCAUCUGGGCGCCUCUGUGAUCAAUUACGAUGAUGAGAACGGGAAGACCUGCGUUCACAUUGCCGCCGCUGCGGGUUUCAGCGACAUCAUCUAUGAACUGUCUCGCAUUCCUGAGACCAACCUGCAAGCUUUAGAUGUGGAUGAACGGACCCCUCUUCAUUGGGCCGCUGCAGCAGGGAAAGAUGACUGUGUGCAGGUAUUGUUGGAGCUGGGAGUGGAGCCCAACCCUCGAGAUAUUAAUGAGAAUACGCCACUCACAUACGCCAUGUACUGCGGUCAUACUGCAUGCAUCAAACUCCUCUCCACUGAAAACAGAUCUGAGUCAAGCAGGCCACUGCACGCCCAAAACAAUGACCCUUCUAUACGCAAGGAGGGGAAAUUUCGCAUGCUGAACCACAUCUUCUGCAAGAAGAAGAAAGAACUGCAUACUUCUCAGCAGACAGACUUGAGUCAAGAAUGUCAGCUGAAAGAAGAGACAUCUGAGGUGGAUGACAUCAUCACUAUGUUCGACUGUUUCGCUGAACCGUUAGCCAGAGAUGAGAGCGAAAACAGCUCUACAGUCAGAAAACUAAAUAACGAGUCUGAGAAAGUCCACCUCGCUGAGGACACAUCCAGCAAGGACUUCCAAAGUCUCCCACCCAUACGCACACAGAGUCUUCCUCCAAUCACUCUAGGGAAGUCCCUGCUGGUAAACUCUCAGACUUUGGCCCACAGGACCAGCGGAGGUCAUGUGGCAGGACAUUUAGCGCACAGGUCGCAGAAGAGCAAGAGCGAGCAUGACCUGUUCGAUGGCAAAAGUAAGGACCAAAAAGCUGCCGGACAGGCAUGGAAGACUGAAUCCAGUCAGAUACUGACUCACAAAGCAUGGAUCUCAGCUCCAUCUGAACGGCUGCUUGAUAAGCUGCUGCAUGCAUCCUCAAGCCCUUUAGACGUGCUGUGCUCAAAUCACACGCCGUACAUACAGAGAAAUGACCAAGCUCAGAAUCAUCUUUUUCCUCUGAGGGUCAGAGAAUCUGCUCUCACACGUAACAGUCUGGCUCCGAUCCGUGACCACUGCACUCACAGAUUUUCCUUGCCACCUGACCAGGUCUCUCAGGGAGUGAAGAAGUCGAAAUCCUCUUUAGGAGCGGGCCUGGCUGUACUUCCACCUCCGUUUGCAUCCAAACUGCACCGAGCCGGCAUUCCUCAAAGCCAGUCGCUCGGCUCCUUCCCGACGCCACUGACAGGAGAACCUUUACGAAACAUUCAAGUUCUUCCUGCCAUACCUCCGCAGAGAAAACGCAGCCCGUCUCCGCUCACAACCCAGAGUCUCUCUGACAACAGAAACUGAUGGAAACCUGCCUAAACUGUAACACUGUUCAGCUUUUCAUGGGUCAUUUGGAUUUAUUUAGAUCAUGAGGAUGCUGAAGAAUCACUGUUUGAUAAACUACUAGUCCGUUUUUCAUACAAUUUUACAACUAUGAUCUUUUUUAUGGUAUGCAUAUGGUUGAAAUUUUGACUGUAACAUUUAAACAUGCUUUAAGCUUAUUGUUUACUGUUACUAUUAAUAAA